This is a messenger RNA of Brugia pahangi, 2649 nucleotides long. Lineage: Eukaryota; Metazoa; Nematoda; Chromadorea; Rhabditida; Onchocercidae. The record is from the annotation of a GenBank genome assembly.
AUGCAUUUAUUAUUGCUAAUCAAAUUAUUCGUUAUCACUCAUAGUUUAUGGAAGAUAGCAAAAGCUGAACAAACGAUAAAAUGUUUUAAUCCGGAAGAAAACAAUUAUUAUACUCCUAAAUCAAAUUUUUGCAUAUAUGGAAUUAAUUACAAACUGAGCAAUGAUGGAUUUACUUUUGAUGAAAAGUUAUACUUUAAUUAUAAUCAAUCAAUCAUUGAUAGCGAUAUAACAAUGAAUGAAUUUGAACGAGCAGCAAAGCCAUUAUGUGAUAAAAUUGAAAGUAAUACAACAAAUAUAACAUAUUACUAUGGUGCAUGGGUUAAAACAAAAAAUAAUAUAUACAAAGAUAUGUUUAUGGGAUGUUGUAAAUUAUGUCAAAUGCUCAAUGCUAUUAAUUGGAUUAUUAAAUUAAAAAUUCAAAUUGUAAUUUUAUCAAAAUUUGCACUUCAACGAAAUGAUAUAUUAUUAUUUCGAAAAAAAUUAAAUUCAUUUAUUGAUACGCAAUAUUUAGCGACAAAACAAAAUUUUGGUAUAAUUCCGGCAUGUGAAUCAUCAACGUAUCAUCUCAUUCCUGUAUUACUUGGAAAUCGUGUUGGUUUUGUGGGUGCAUUUGAUAGAUUAAAUUGGGAAGGUUUAUUGCUACGUGCUCUUGCGCCACCACGUCAAAAAGACGUCACGUAUAUGGGCCAGUAUACGUCAGCUAUAGCUAACAAAUACAGCAAGAAUCAUUGUCUAAAUACAUAUGCAACAACAUCUUACAGUGUAUGCGUUGUAUACGUGUUAUUGACGAAACAUUACGGUUAUGAAUGUUGUUGCUACGGUGAUAAAAUUCCACGUUGUCAAGAACGAAUAAGAAAUGCAAUAGAAACUGGUCCAACUAUUGAUGAAUUGUACAGGAAUAAAAUGACGUGCGUCAUUGAUGGCAGUAGUAUAAGUCAUAGUUCAAAGGUCAAUUAUAGCAGUGAUGGAAUAGAAUUUAAAGGCAAUGUGGACGAUCUAAUGAAUGAAAUGCAAAAAACUUUUUGUGAACUUCAUCUAAAAUUUAAUGGUAAUAAAGAAAUAAAUGUAUAUUUCAACAGUUAUUUUAUAACAAAACAACUGAUCUUAUCAUAUCAGGAAGUAGCAAAAGCUACUGAACAGAUAACUAUUUCGGAUAUCAAUGAUUUAUCACAAAAACAACAAACAACUUUGCCGAAUUUAUCGAUGUUAAAUAAAAUGGAACAAAUUAAUUUUUAUAAGAAAUUAAUUGAACAACGUGUGAAUAUCAUUACAAAUUCAUUUCAAUGUAUUAAUUUAAGUAAUUGGGAUAGUCGAGCAAAUGACAUUUUACGAUUUCAUUGCGCACAACUUUUACCGCUCGAUGCGCAAUGUCCAUUCACUAGUAGCAGGACAUUUGCGCAUUAUCAUAUUAUGUGUUGCUGUAAUGAUCGAUCAUUUUGUAACUAUAAUGUUGAUAUUAUAAAACGUACAGCAACAAAAUCAAUUCCUAAUUUAUGCAAAUUUAAUAAUGAAUAUCAAUACUUUCUACAUGAUUAUUUUUAUCCCACUGAACCGGAUGCUAACCAUUCAUGCUUAUUACAUUUCAUUUCCGGAAAUGCUCUCUACGAUAUGAAUUAUAAUUUUAAAAGAAAAAAUUCUGUUAUUUUCUUUUUGCCCGGUUCUGCAAUUCAACCAAUUGAUUUUUCAUAUGCAUUAUUAGAACCAAAUGAAUGUGAUUACCUUGAUGUUGAUUUGAAAUAUGAUUAUCUUCAAACUCGUUAUUGUUAUAAAUCAACAAAAUUAUUGAAAUAUUUGGAGACAACAUAUAUGCCACUGAGAUUAUUUGCAUGUCGAUGUCAAACAGCGCCCGGUGAAAUACCUUGUGAUAGUAUUUUAAUGGAAAAUAUUGCUGAAAAAGCUCAAAAUUCCAAUAGAAAAUAUUAUUGUGCAAAAUAUAAAGGUAAACAAUCAUUGCUAUUCAAUCAUAGAAUAAAAAUUAAAGUAAACGAUUUGUCACCGUAUUGUGCGACAAUAUUGGAUUUUAAAGCAAUUGGCAAUAAUUUAUAUUACGAAUUUAGUGGAAAUGCUGUUCGUCGAACGUUUAUUAAUCAAGCAAAAUUUAAAUUAGCAAUGAUUCCAUUUACAAUGUAUGCAUUAUCAGGUGUGAGUACACAAUUAUGUAUGAAUUUGAUCGAAAAUGAAAUGAUAAUGUGUAUUUGUCGUAAUGAAUAUAACAAUCGUAAGCCAUGCAAUUUGAAUUCUUAUGAAAAAGGCAAAGCUUUACAAUUUGCCAUUCAUCAAAUUAAUUUAUCAAAAACUAGAAGAAUGUUUCCAAAUGAAUUACUAAUGUAUUCAACGUCAAACGAACACGCAUAUUGUCAUAGUGAAAGCAUUUUUAGUACUAUCAUUGUUAAUUGUGAAAAAAAGGAAGCUAAAAUAACAAGCGCAUGCGUAAAAAAAAUACCAAAAUUUGAUGAGGAAGAAAAUGAUGAUCUAGUUUGCGCUGAAAAAUUAUUCUAUGAAGAAUGCGGCAUUGUAUCAGAGUUAAGCGCAACAGGUGAUAGUGAUAAGGAAAGGAUUGUUUGUUGUUGUAUUGAUAAUUGUGAUUCGAUUGGUUUAGCAUUGCAUGAAUUUAAAACUGAAAUGCAUUUUUUAAUGGAAAAUAUUUGA